AUGGGCGGGUUGAACGGAGUUUACAUAUUCGACGGCAAGGGGCGAUUGAUUCUGAGCCGUAACUACCGCAACACCGAAUCAUCACAAGUUUGUAAGAUAUUUCACGAGUACAUAAUUUAUCAAGAUGAGGCUUCACUCAAGCCUGUAUUUGUCGUGGAUGGCACGAUUUUCUGCUGGAUAUUUCAUAACGGCGUCUACUUUCUUGCCACUUCCACUCAAAAUUUUAAUGUGCUAUCAACGAUUACAUUUUUACACCACCUACUAAAAGUAUUGAUAAAUUACUUUCGCGUCGUGUCAGAUGAAAGCAUAAGGGAUAAUUUUGUAAUUACAUAUGAACUACUUGAUGAGAUGGCAGAUUUUGGCUACCCACAGUCCACGGAGAUUCAUGUGCUUAAGGAGUUUAUUAAAAAUACUGCUAACCGACUGAUUUACGAGGUCGGACCACCAUCCGCCAUGACAAAUGCCAUCAGUUGGCGCCAAGAUGGGAUUAAGCACAAGAAGAAUGAGAUAUUUUUGGAUGUAAUAGAGACUCUAGACAUUCUAAUUUCGUCAUCUGGAUCCAUACUUAGAAGUGAAAUACAGGGGUGUUUGAAGAUGAAAUCCUUCCUUUCUGGAAUGCCUGAAUGUAAGUUGGGUCUAAAUGAUAAGAUAUUUUUAGAUAAGUCAGAAGAUAACACUCAAAAUGUGGGCAUUGAAGAUGUAAAAUUGCAUCAAUGUGUUAGAUUGAACAAGUUUGACACAGAUAAAACGAUACUAUUCAUCCCACCUGAUGGGGAAUUUGACCUAAUGACAUACCGAUUAAACAGCCCAGUCAAGCCAUUGUUCUGGGUAGAUGUAUCCGUUCACAAUCGCUCCAGUUCCAGGAUUGAUUUCUCAGUAAAGACCAGAUCGCAAUUUAAAACCAAAAGUGUGGCAAACAAUGUAGAAUUUCAAAUACCUGUUCCAACAGAUGUAGAUUGUCCAUCCUUCACUGUUUCCGUGGGUACAGCGGCCUACAAGCCGCAAGUUGAUGCCAUGAUUUGGUCAAUUAGGCAGUUCCAGGGACAAAAGGAAUACACUAUGACAGCAUCAUUUGGCCUCCCCUCAAUAUCUGAUGAAUCACGCGAUAAUUUUGUUAAAAAGCCAGUGCGGGUACGAUUUGAAAUACCUUACUUCACUGUUAGUGGGCUUACUACUAGAUACUUGAAGGUCAUUGAGAAGUCGGGGUACCGGGCGCUCACUUGGGUUAGGUAUAUCAGUAAGAGUGGUGAUUACCAAAUUAGACUUUCAUGA
This is a messenger RNA of Babesia microti strain RI, 1272 nucleotides long. RefSeq names its product AP-1 complex subunit mu. Lineage: Eukaryota; Apicomplexa; Aconoidasida; Piroplasmida; Babesiidae. Bases 1 to 1272 code for a protein of 423 amino acids. The record is from RefSeq and is a predicted model, not a curated record. The transcript has a single exon. Gene Ontology annotation, cellular component: cytoplasmic vesicle; clathrin adaptor complex. Gene Ontology annotation, biological process: vesicle-mediated transport; intracellular protein transport.